Messenger RNA from Vigna radiata var. radiata (mung bean), 4413 nucleotides. RefSeq names its product putative disease resistance RPP13-like protein 1. The transcript is spliced from 2 exons. Gene Ontology annotation, biological process: defense response to other organism. Lineage: Eukaryota; Viridiplantae; Streptophyta; Magnoliopsida; Fabales; Fabaceae. Bases 294 to 4034 code for a protein of 1246 amino acids. Gene Ontology annotation, molecular function: ADP binding. The record is from RefSeq and is a predicted model, not a curated record.
CAGUAACUUUAUGUCAAUCUAGUUCCUUAUCAUGGUUAAGGUAUAUCAUUGUAGCUCUAACGCGCUAGUGGGGAACAAAAAAAAAAGAGUCUUUAGAAAUGAAGAGCCUUGUCUUUUAGAAAAGAUAAAAUAUUCACCACCACUACUUUAAGCUAAGAGUUAAACUGAAGCAUGUUGAAGCAUGCCAAAUCUCCUCGUAAAAGUCCACCUUAUCAAGAACCAACCCAACUUUUGCUCCUAGUUCAUUUCCUUAGCGUUUCUACUCUGCUCAUCAGUUGUUUGUUCCUGAGAUCAUGGCAUUAGCCGUGGUAGGUGGUGCUCUUCUCUCUGCUUUCCUUGACGUUCUUUUUGACAGGCUAGCUUCCCCUGAGCUUGUUAGCCUGAUCCGUGGAAAGAAGCCUGAAAAGUUGCUUCGAAAGGUGGAGAACCAGCUGAUAGUCCUUAGAGUUGUGCUUGCCGAUGCUGAGAAUCGACAAAUCACAGACUUCAAUGUCAAGAAGUGGCUCGAUGUUCUCAGAGAUAUUGUCUAUGAGGUUGAUGACUUGCUUGAUGAAGUUUCUACUAAAGCUGCUACUCGAAAGGAGGUAAGCAAUUCCUUUUCUCACAUUUUCAAUAUGAAAAGGAUUGUGAGUAUUAAUAAGUUGGAAGACAUAGCUGAAAGAUUAGAUGACCUUUUAAAACAAAAGGAGAGUCUUAAUUUGAAGGAGAUUCCAGUGGAAAGCAACCAGCCAUGGAAAAAUCAGCCAACAUCUUUGGAAGACAGAUAUGGUAUGUACGGUAGGGAUAAAGACAAGGAGGCCAUAAUGAAGUUGGUAUUGGAGGAUAACACUGAUGGUGAAGAAGUUUCUGUGAUCCCUAUUAUAGGCAUGGGUGGGGUUGGAAAAACCACUUUGGCCCGAUCUGUCUACAACGAUGGAAAAUUGAAGCAGAUAUUUGAUCUAAUGACAUGGGUUUGUGUUUCUGAUAUAUUUGAUAAUGUGAAGGUCACAAAAGCUAUGAUAGAGGAAAUUACCAAGAUGCCUUGUAAUUUGAAUGAUCUAAAUUUACUUCAACUUGAAUUGAUGGACAAGCUGAAAGGUAAGAGAUUCUUGAUUGUUUUGGAUGAUGUUUGGAUUGAAGACUGUGAUAGUUGGAAUAGUCUUACAAAACCAUUCCUAAGUGGGAUUAGGGGAAGUAAANUUCUCGUGACAACCCGCAACGAAAGUGUAGCGGCUGUAGUCCCUUUUCAUGUUGUUAAACUAUAUCAUCUAAACCAAUUGUCAAAUGAAGAUUGUUGGUUGGUGUUUGCAAAUCAUGCAUUUCCUCUUUCAGAAGAUAGUGAAAAUAGAGGAACUCUAGAAAAGAUUGGAAAGGAGAUUGUUANAAAGUGUAAUGGGUUGCCUUUAGCUGCACAGUCACUUGGAGGAAUGUUAAGAAGAAAACACGCUAUUAGGGAUUGGAAUAAUGUACUUCAAAGUGACAUUUGGGAACUUCCGGAAAGUCAGUGUAAAAUUAUUCCAGCACUCAGAAUCAGUUAUAGUCAUCUCCCUCCACAUUUAAAACGAUGUUUUGUAUAUUGCUCACUGUACCCCAAGGAUUACGAAUUUCAAAAGAAUGAACUGAUCCUGCUGUGGAUGGCCGAAGAUCUUUUAAAAGCACCAAGAAAAGAAAAGAGUUUAGAAGAAGUUGGUGAGGAGUAUUUUGAUGAUUUGGUUUCAAGAUCGUUUUUUCAAUGUUCAAGUAGAACUAGGGGCCUUUAUUUUGUGAUGCAUGACCUCAUGCAUGAUCUAGCAACAUUCCUUGGUGGGGAAUUCUAUUUUAGAGCAAAUGAACUUGGAAAAGAAACCAAAAUUGAUAGAAAGACUCGUCAUUUGUCUUUUGCAAGAUUCAGUGAUCCUGUCUCCGAUAUUGAUGUUUUUGAGACAGUCAAGUUUCCGAGAACUUUCUUGCAGAUCAAAAAUGAAGAUUCUCCAUUCAACAACGAAAAGGCACCACGUAUUAUAGUGUCGAUGCUUAAGUACUUGAGAGUUUUAAAAUUUAGUGACUACCAAAGUGAGUGUGUUCUGCCUGAUUCAAUCGGUGAAUUGAUUCAUUUGCGUUACUUAAAUCUCAGUCAUUCAUCUAUAGCAAUGCUGCCAGAGUCAUUGUGUAAUCUGUCCAAUUUACAAACUUUGAAGUUGAUUUCUUGCUUUAAUUUGACUAAGUUACCUAGAGAUAUGCAAAAUCUUGUAAAUUUGCGUCAUCUACAAAUUUUUUGGACUCCCAUAAAAGAAAUGCCUAAAAGAAUGGGGAAACUAAAUCAGUUACGCUACUUGGAUCGCUAUGUUGUGGGAAAGCAUAAAGAGAAUAACAUCAAAGAACUGGGAGGACUUCCAAAUCUCCAUGGUUGGUUUUGUAUUGAGAAAUUAGAGAAUGUUACCAAAGUUGAAGAAGCACUGGAGGCCAGGAUAAUGGAUAAGAAACACAUUACCAGUUUAUGGUUGGAAUGGUCUGAACGUAACAAUGAUAUCAUCGACUUUCAAAUUAAAUUAGAUGCACUCGGCAAGUUACAACCUCAUCAAGACCUGAAAUCGCUAAAAAUAAGCUGUUAUAGAGGAACAAGAUUUCCAGAAUGGGUGGGACAUUUUUAUUAUCAAAAUAUAACUAAUAUACGUUUACAUCAUUGUAACAACUGUUGCAUGCUUCCUUCACUUGGACAGCUACCGUCUCUCCGUAACCUUUAUAUUUCAAACAUGAAUUCGUUGAAAACUAUUGAUGCAGGCUUUUAUAAGAAGGAUGAUUGUUCAUCAGUGACGCCCUUUCCAUCCCUUGAAUCUCUAGACAUUUCUAAUAUGCCUUGCUGGGAGGUGUGGAAUACUUUUGAUUCAGAAGCUUUUCCUGUGCUUAAGAAUCUUUUUAUACAAGAUUGUCCCAAACUAAAGGGAGAUCUGCCAAAUCACCUUCCUGCUCUGCAAAAACUUUGGAUUAGAAAUUGCGAGCUUCUUGUUUCAUCUAUCCAUGGGCCUCCCACCCUCCUAGAAUUAAACAUACAGAACAUCAACAAAAUAGCAUUUCAUGAGUUUCCUCUUUUUGUGGAAAAAAUAAUAGUAGAAGGAGGCCCAAUGGUGGAGUCCAUGAUGGAGGUCAUCUCUAACAUCCAACCUACUUGCCUGCAAUAUUUGAUGUUAGAAAAUUGUUCGUCAGCCAUAUCUUUUAGAGGUGGUCGUCUUCCUCCGUCUUUGAAAACUCUUGUUAUCAGAGAUAUAAACAAACUGAAAUUCCCAUUGAAACACAAACACGAAUUACUGGAAUCACUUUCAAUAAAUAAUAGUUGUGAUUCGCUCACGUCUCUUCCAUUGUCUAUCUUCCCAAAUCUCACUCGUCUCUAUAUUACAAACUGUGAAAAUGUGGAAUCAGUUUCGGUCUCAGGGUCAGAGAUGUCGAAGGGACUGAACUCUUUCGAAAUUGGCCACUGUCCCAACUUUGUAUCAGUCCCGGGAGAAGGAUUGUGUAUGCCCAAUUUGACUAGCUUCAUUAUUUAUAAUUGUGACAAGUUGAAGUGGUUGCCCGAUCAGAUGGGAACUCUUGUCCCAAAGAUGGAAUAUCUUGAAAUAUCAAACUGUCAACAAAUUGAGUCAUUCCCUGGGGGAGGUAUGCCACCUAACUUGAGAACAGUUGAGAUCAGAAAUUGUGAGAAACUAUUAAGGGGCCUAGGAUGGAAAUCGAUGGACAUGGUUACCUCUCUCAGUGUGUGGGGUCCAUGUGAUGGCAUCAAAUCCUUCCCAAAAGAGAGUUUGCUGCCUCCCUCCCUUGUGUCUCUGAAACUAGGUGAUUUUUCUAGUCUGGAAACGUUGGAUUGCAAGGGCCUUCUUCAUCUCACAUCACUCCAACAAUUAUACAUUGAAAGGUGUCAAAAACGGGAGAAUAUUGCGGGAGAAAAGCCGCCUCUCUCUCUAAUAAAAUUAAUGAUAUCUGAAUGUCCCUUGCUGAAACAACGAUGCCACAAAAAGGACCGUCAAAUUUGGCCUAAAAUCUGCCAUGUCCGUGGGAUAAAGAUUGACGGUAGAUGGAUUUAACGAGCAUGGAUGAUGAGAAGUGUUCAAAAAGAAAUUGAAGAAGAAGAGGAAUCACCAUUUUCAGAAAGCUUAUGGUGCUCAAUAUCAGAGUGGAGGUGGUGGUUUAAUCAGACUUUCACCAAAUUCUCUUAGAAACAAACAUCAAACUUCCAGAAGAAACGGUUGGAACCCUUGCAAUUCAGGUUUAUUUGAAGGGAAUGAGUCAUUUUUAUGAUUACAACAUUGUUGGGUUCACGACAGGAUGUAUGUUUGGUUUACCGUUUGCAAGACACCAAACAGAAGUUCAUGGUUUUAGGUACUGAAAACAGAGAACACACUGCACUAUUGAAGCAUUUAAAAACUUGACAAUUUUCAGUAUGGACAAAUCCCUGUUGUCUUU